This is a messenger RNA of Brassica napus (rape), 1438 nucleotides long. RefSeq lists its product as uncharacterized. Lineage: Eukaryota; Viridiplantae; Streptophyta; Magnoliopsida; Brassicales; Brassicaceae. The record is from RefSeq and is a predicted model, not a curated record. The coding region runs from base 181 to 1344 and encodes 387 amino acids. Gene Ontology annotation, cellular component: chloroplast. Gene Ontology annotation, molecular function: double-stranded DNA binding. Gene Ontology annotation, biological process: chloroplast organization; regulation of DNA-templated transcription. The transcript has a single exon.
UAUAUUUAAAAAAAAAUAAAAAAUAUAUUCUUUUUUAUUACAGGGUGAAUUCAGCAUUUCUAACGGAGAGGGAGGGGCAUUUCGAGUUAAAGUCCGAGAUAAGAAGACAUUCUCUCAUCAAUUCACCGGCGAACAGAACAGCUGUUUGUCUCUUCAGACACGUUUGGGGUUUAUGUAAUCAUGUCAAGUUUGCUAUACUGCCGACGCUUUCUCUUGAGAUCUUCUUCUUCGAUUGAUUCCGUACACUCAUCUUCCAUUUCGUGGUUUCUGCUGAGUAGUAGAAGAAGAACAUUGAGUUCAGUCUCCGACACGAAAACAGAGGACGCCAAAAGAAAGAGACCACCUUUGAAAUCGUUUACUGUAAAUUAUCUCGUGAAUUCAUGUGGGUUGUCCUUGGAAUCUGCUAAAUCGAGGUCUAGAUUCGUAAAGUUUUCAACUUCCAAGAGACCAGACUCUGUCCUCGCCCUCCUCAAGAACAACGGCUUCACCUUUGAACAGAUCACCAGGGUCGUCAAAUCAUUCCCUAGUAUCCUCAUAGUUAACCCAGACGCAGUUCUCUUGCCAAAGCUCUUGUUCUUCCGUUCAAUCGGGCUAACGAGCGCUGACACAGCGAAACUGAUCUCGAAUUGUCCCACAACGCUGUCACUCAGCUUGCAGAACAGGCUGAUCCCUUGCUAUGAUUCUCUCAAGAGCAUACUCGUUGAGGAGGAGAGUAUCCUCAAAUGUCUGAGACGCGGGUAUUGGAUUUUCACUUUGGACACUGUGAAGUACUUGGCUGCAAGGCUUUCUCUUUGUAGAGAUGCUGGAGUUAAAGACCAAAGCAUCAGAAGAUUGGUCCAAAAUGGUCCGCUUGUGUUCUUCUGCUCAGAGAGAAAGUUUAACGAGGUUCUGUCCAGAGUACGCAGCUUCGGUUUUGAUCCGAAGAAGAUGUAUUUCAUUCAUGCUAUGUUGGUUUUCUUUCAUGUGAGUGAAUCAACUGUGGAGCGCAAGUUUGAGCUGUACCAACAGUUUGGUUGGUCCAGAGGCGAGUUUGUGGCAGCGUUCAUGAGGUUUCCAAACUGUGUGAAGAUAUCGGAUGAGAAGAUAAAGGGAACCAUGGAGUACCUUGUAAACAAUGCUGGUCUGAAGGCCAGUGCAGUUGCUAUGCAGCCUUUUGUUUUGGGUCUGAGUUUGGAGAAGAGAAUCAAACCAAGGAACAUGGUGAUCCCUGAUCUUCUGUCUAAAGGGUUCGUGAAGAAAGAGGAUUUGAACUAUUUCCAGAUCCUUAAGGUUAAAGAAUGUGUUUUUGUGGAUAAGUUUGUUCUCAAGUUUCAGCAGGUUUCUUCUCUCCAGCCAUCCCUAUAGUCGCUUCUCUUUGUUUUAUGUGUAUUGUGGCAUGUACUGCAUUGUUGAUCUCUUGUUGAGUUGAUUUUAGUGGUUUUAACAUAUAUUAGUUUCA